GCAGCAACAUGAGUUUCCUGACCGGUGAAACGGAGGUGACUUUGAACAGCAGAUCAGGUGGGGAUUUAAACUUGUCAUCGCCCUAUCUGAAUAAAACCUCAUUUAUUGCAGUUGCUCUCUCAGUUCCCCUGGUAAAUAUUUGACAGCGAUUUCUAGAGUGGGAAUAGCAUUCUUCAUCCUCAAAGGCUUUUACAUUAGUGAGGCCUCGUAUGUGUUUAACUGGAAAUUAGAGGAAGAAGACCCACAUAUCCAAGGCAGUCAAGUUUGUGUGGACGGCUGCACAAGCUCAACACAAUCUCCUGACCCACAAGCUGCAUCUUAUGUACCAAGUUAAAUACAAAGACGGCCAAAUGGAAGAGAAGCCAUUUAAGUGUGAAGUGUGUGACCACGCAUUCACACAGUCAUCAACGCUUGUGAAUCACCAACACAUUCACACAGGGGAGAAACCAUUUACUUGUGAGGUGUGUAACAGGGGUUUUACACAGUCAUCAGCUCUCGUGAAACACCGGCGCAUUCACACAGGUGAGAAACCGUUCACAUGUGAAGUGUGCCACAAAUCAUUCUCAGUGUCCUCAAAUCUCCGCACACAUCAACGCAUUCACACAGGGGAGAGGCCGUUCAAAUGUGAGGUUUGCAAUAAAACCUUUUUGAAGUCUACAAGCCUCCUGAUACACCAGAGGAUUCACACAGGGGAGAAACCAUUCAAAUGUACAGAAUGUGAAAAAUCUUUUACUUGCUCCUCUGAUCUCCUGAUACACCAGAGGAUUCACACGGGGGAGAAGCCCUUCAAGUGUGAGGUAUGCGAGCGAGCCUUCACACAAUCAUCGCUACUCCUCAAGCAUCAACGUAUCCACACUGGGGAGAAGCCAUUCAAGUGUGAGGUGUGUGACCAAGGUUUUUUGAAGUCGGGGAACCUCCGUGUGCACCAACGCAUGCACACUGGAGAGAAACCGUUCAAGUGUGAGGUGUGUAACAGGGGAUUUGCACAGUCAUCAACCUUGGUCAGUCACUGGCGCAUUCACACUGGUGAGAAACCAUUCACAUGUGACGUGUGCAGCAAAUCAUUCUCAAGGUCAUCCAGUUUCCGUGUGCACCAACGCAUUCACACUGGGGAGAAACCAUUUUUAUGUGAUAUGUGCAACAAAUCCUUCUCCAGCUCUUCAAAGCUCCUGUUGCAUCAGAGGAUUCAUAUAAGAAUUGCACUGUACGACAUCAGAGAAUGCAGAGAGGAGAAACACUGCAGCUGGAUACAGACCAUCAUCCAAGGAGCAACUGCAAGACCAGGAGGACUGCACAGUCUCGUAAGAUUUCCCAACAAACAAGGCACAUCUUUCGCAUCUACUGUAAACUCAAGAAGCAAGAUGGAAAAGAAACCAUUCAAAUGUGAAGUGUGUGACAAAUCAUUCUCACGCUCAUCCCACUUCAGCCUUCACCAACGCAGUCACACAGGGGAGAAGCCGUUCAUGUGUGCGGUGUGUGACAAACCAUUCUCACAUUUUUCAAACCUCCGUGCACACCAACGCAUCCACACAGGGGAGAAACCGUUCUCAUGUGAGGUGUGUGACAAAUCAUUUUCACAGUCAUCGAUACUGCGCGCUCACCAGCGCAUUCACACAGGGGAGAAACUGUACACCUGUGAAGUGUGUGACAAAUCCUUCACACAGUCAUCAAACCUCCUGGUCCAUCAGGCAGUUCACACAGGGCAGAAACACUUCAAGUGUGAUGUUUGCAAAAAGGCUUUCGCAACGUCUACAAGGCUUCUCACACACCAGAGGAUUCACACAGAGGACAAACCCUUCAAAUGUGAGAUUUGUGAGAUAUCUUUUGUCCAAUUGUCAGAUCUCCUGACACACCAGAGGAUACAUACAGGGGAGAAGCCCUUCAAGUGUGAGAUUUGUGACCGAGCCUUCACGCAGUCAUCAACACUUAUACAGCACCGACGCAUUCACACUGGGGAGAAACCAUUCAAAUGUGAGGUUUGUGACAAGUCUUUCUCACGUUCAUCUCACUUUCACACACACAAACGCACUCACACUGGAGAGAAACCAUUCAGAUGUACAGAGUGUGACAAGUCAUUUUCACGAUCCUCUAUUCUCCGUGAACACCUUCGCCUUCACACAGGAGAGAAAGCUUUCACAUGUGAAGUGUGUAAUAAAGGCUUUGCACAGUUAUCAGGCCUGUUAAAUCACCGGCACAUUCACACGGGAAAAGCCUUUCAAAUGUGAGGUGUGUGACUGAGCCUGCACACAGACAUCAAUACUCAUGAAACACUGACAUACUUUGGAGAAGCUGUUCCGGCGGGAGCUGUGUGAGAAAGCCUUCACCAACUUGUUAAAGCCUCAAUCCAUCAGAGGAUCCACAAAGGGGGCCAAUGAUUUAAGGAAGACAUUUAUGAUAACAUUCUCCUGAAUUCUCGGACCCGCUCGGAACACUGGCAGAUUCAGAGAAUCCUUCCACAUGUGAGGUGAGCAACAAGACUUUCACGUGGCUCACGUAUCUCCCCGUCCAUGAAUUCAUGACUACAAGGAACCGUGUCAGUAAAACCUUUGAACAGUUAUCGGACCCCCUGGAAGAUCAGUGAACGCAAACAGAGUCAAAUCCUUCCAGUGUGACAUGCAAAUCUUGUUUUACCUGCUCCUCCUCCUCCUCUCUCAUCAGACGCUGUCAUUACCACGUGGAUGUGAAGCCGGGUCACUUGCUUCUGUUGCAUUGAGAGUUGACUGUUGUUUGCCCACCAGUGCUCACACAGGGGAGCUGUUAUUCCAAAGUACUUUUGAUCUCAGCAGCAUCUGUAUCGAACUUCUUCCUCCAUGCAGCUAAUUAUUUCGAGAAGGUCAAUUGAACCUUUGACUAGAUCAUGAAAUGUCACAAAAAGGAGACAAUAUGUGUAGAAACUCCUGCAUAAACUCUGCUUCCUUUCAGUGUAGUGACAGGUAUAAGUCAGUCACUGACUCUCGCUCUGACCAAGAAGACAGUCAAACACUCAGUGGUUAGAAAGGCUUCAGCUUAUGACCAAGCACACAAGGGAGGAGCCAUUCCUGGGGUAAUAAAGGAGGUCCCUUAAAUAGCCUCAGUGUCGCUGAUCUGUGGAGGGGGAGAAUCAGCCAGGAAUCCCAUUUCUCAUCAAUGACCCCAGUUGAGAAGUCAGGGGAGGGUGAGAUGUGGCUUGGCUGUAACAGUCUCCAUUGUUUAAAAACAUUCACUGUCUAGCUCUCCACAUGCUGAAUGGUUGCUUGCAUAGACGACUAAGGGCCAGUCAGUGUCCGCAAUCUGUCCUCCGGGUCAGUUCCUUGAGGAUUGGAGGGAACGUGAGAGGACAUUAGAUUGCAUUUACAGAGCGCCUUAAUAUAGUGAAACAUUCUAAGGUGUUUCAUAGAAAUAUGGAGGUCUUGUUAAAACUGUACAAGGCUCUAGUCAGAUCUCAGCAGGAAUACCACGAACAGUUUUGGUGACUUUACUAAGGAAAGAAAUUACCAGCAUUGGAUGCAGUCCAGAGAAGGUUCAGUAAUUUGAUUCCAGGUAUGGAUGGAUUUUCGUAUGAGAAGUUGAGUCAGUUGGGCUUGUAUCGUUGGUGUUUAGAACAGUGAGUGGAGACCUAUUCAACAUACAAGAUUCUGAGUAACUUGACAGGGUAGAUGUGGAAAAGUUGUUUCCCCAUGUGGGAGUGUCUAGAUCGAGAAUGUAUAAUCCUAGAGUGAAGAGUCACCCAUUUAAAACAGUAAUAAAAUAUUUCUCUCAGAGGAUAGUGAAUCUGUCAUAAAAUCCCCACUGUGUACGGUAGGACAUUCAGUUCUUUGACUCCACACAGACCAUCUGAACCAUCUUACCAGACCCUAAUCCUGCAUUCCCUUUGCUCAGGCACCUGACCUACACAUCCCUGGACAAUUUAGCAUGGCCAAUCCAUCUAACUGGCACAUCUUUGGACUGUGAAUAGAAACCGGAGCACCUGGCAGAAGCUUACGCAGGGACAGGGAGAAUGUGCAAACUCUGCACACACAGUCGCCCAAGGGUGGAAUCAAACCUGGGGCCCUGGUGCUGUGAGGCAAUAGUGCUGACCACUGAGCCACCAUGCCACCUAGAAUCCGUGAAUGCUUUUCUGUGCAGGUCUGCUGAGAAUGAGUUGUUGGGAAAGACAGAUUUUUAUUAGCAAGAGAAACAAACAUAUGGAGAAGAGACAGCAAAAGUGGACUUGAGGAUUAUAAGAUCAGCCACAAUCCCAUUGAAUGGCAGAGUAGACUUGAUGGGCCAAAUGGGCUACUUCUGUUCCUACACCUUCUGGUCUUACAAUUAAAAGUUUGCUCAAAGAAGUGGAAAUGAGGGUAGUAUGAAAUAAAAAGAGAAAGAUAAACAUCAGAGAGGUUUGAGGAGGGGAUGUUAGAGGUGGGUGAUGGUGUUUUCUCUGGUCAACUCUGGUUUUCUCUGUCAACUAGAUGAAUCAUUUUAAGCAUCAUAAUUAUUCUAUAAGUUUCCAUGUUCAGGCAAAUUCAAGCUUAGCCUGUGUAUCCUGUUAUCUAAAUAGAACCAGUUUAAGACCCAGGAACAUUCUUGUGAAUCUAUAGUGCACUCCCUCCAAGGCAUUCCUGAAACGUACUAAUGAGAAUUGAACUCAGUUCUCCAAGUCGGGUCUAAACAGAGCUCUGUGCAGCUGGAACAGUUAUUCCACAAGGACACAAUUGGUUUUGGAGAGAAGGUGUCUGUUCUCUUCUGGAAUUGAGAAACAGGGAUAUCAAGCAGGAAGGAAGAGAGGAAUAUAAUUUUGGGAACAAGGCUGUAGGAAUUGGAUAUGAGAGAUCUGGUUUACCAGAUUGAUGGUGACAGAAACAUUCUGGUGAAUGGAGAGAUGUAUGUGUGUGUACAAACAGGUGUUUGACUAUUACCAUGGAGAAUGCAUGUACUGUGCAAUCCAGGACGUCGAUUAUUCUGUGUAUGGUGAGAGAAUGGGGGUGAAUCUCUCCAGACCUAAAUUCCCUCUGGUCAUCAUACGUCAGUGUAAUAAUGGUGUGAUAUAUUCAAUUUCCACACUUUCAAGAUACAUUUUAUGUUUGAGGAAAAAUCUUAGUUAUUUUCAAACCUUUUGUUAUUUUAAUUGAUUCAAGG
Molecule: messenger RNA, 5097 nt
Organism: Stegostoma tigrinum
Lineage: Eukaryota; Metazoa; Chordata; Chondrichthyes; Orectolobiformes; Stegostomatidae
Product: zinc finger protein 271-like
Exons: 3
Coding region: 321-2225 (634 amino acids)
Biological process (GO): regulation of transcription by RNA polymerase II
Molecular function (GO): RNA polymerase II cis-regulatory region sequence-specific DNA binding; DNA-binding transcription factor activity
Source: RefSeq, a predicted model, not a curated record